GGUACUACAGUAGCACAGACAGGCAGCUGCUCAGCGGAUGUGUCUUUUACCUGACAAAUAAACAUUUUAUUUUGUCUGUACCGUUCUUCUGUGUCGCUGAGGAACGAUCUGUGAAGAUGGCACAGUGGUACCAGCUGCAGAUGCUGGACUGUAAGUACCUGGAGCAGGUGGACCAACUCUAUGAUGACUCCUUCCCCAUGGACAUCAGGCAGUACCUCAGCAAGUGGAUCGAGAGCAUUGACUGGGAGGCAGUGGCGUACAACGACUCCCUGGCCACGGUGCGCUUCCACGAGCUGUUGUCCCAACUGGACGACCAGCACAGUCGCUUUGCCCUAGAGAACAACUUCUUGCUCCAACACAACAUCCGCAAGAUCAAAAGGAACCUACAGGACCGCUUUCAAGAAGACCCAAUCCACAUGGCCAUGAUCAUCACUAGGAACCUGAAGGAGGAGCAGAAGAUCCUGGAGAUAGCCAAAAGUGCAGAGCAGGAGGGAGAUGGCAUGGUGUCAGCCAUGGUGGUGGAGAAGCAGAGGCUGGACAACAAAGUUAAAGAGAUGAAGGAGAAGGUUCAGUCAGCAGAUCAGAACAUUAAGACUCUAGAAGACCUACAGGACGAGUAUGACUUCAAAAUGAACACACUUAAGAGCACAGAAAAUGAGAAGAAUGGAAUGACACCAAAGGAGCUGGAGAAAGAGAAGAUGAACCUCAGCCGGAUGUGCCUGGAGCUCAAAGCCAAACGACAGGACGUGGUGGCUAAGCUGGGGGAGCUGCUGAGCCUGAGCCAGGGUCUAGUGGGAGACCUGGUCUCUGAGGAGCUGCCAGAGUGGAAGCAGAGGCAGCAGAUUGCCUGUAUCGGAGGACCCCCCAACGCAUGUGUGGACCAACUGCAGAACUGGUUCACCGCUGUGGCCGAGUGCCUCCAGCAGGUCCGGCAGCACCUGAAGAAGCUGCAGGAGCUGGAGCAGAUGUUCACCUAUGACUCCGACCCCAUCACCCAGAAGAAGGCUUUCCUGGAGGCCCGGGCUCUGGAACUGCUCAAGAACCUCCUCUCCAACUCCCUGGUGGUGGAGAGGCAGCCCUGCAUGCCCACUCACCCGCAGAGGCCCCUGGUGCUCAAGACGGGAGUCCAGUUCACAGUAAAGCUAAGAUUCUUGGUGAAACUGCCGGAAUUAAACUACCAACUCAAAGUCAAGGCUUUGUUUGAUAAGGAUGUGACCGAUAAGAAAGGAAUCCGUAAAUUCAACAUUUUGGGAACAAAUACCAAAGUGAUGAACAUGGAGGAGUCUAAUGGAAGUCUAGCGGCAGAGUUCAGACACUUGCAACUGAAAGAGCAAAAAGUAGCAGGAAACAAACAUAACGAGGUUCCUCUGAUUGUAACUGAGGAGCUUCACUCUCUGAGCUUUGAGUCAGAGCUGCAACUGAACCAAAGUGGGCUAGACAUCCGGCUGGAGGCCACCUCUCUGCCUGUGGUAGUCAUCUCAAACGUGUGCCAGCUGCCCAGCGGAUGGGCCUCCAUCCUCUGGUACAACAUGCUCACCACCGAGCCAAAGAAUCUGAAGUUCUUCCUGUCUCCUCCGGCCGCCAAGUGGUCCCAGCUGUCGGAGGUCCUGAGCUGGCAGUUCUCCUCUGUCACCAAAAGGGGGCUCAACCAGGAGCAGCUCAACAUGCUAGCUGACAAACUAUUGGGAGCCAAGGCAAAGCGUAAUCCAGAUGGACUCAUUCCCUGGACCAAGUUUUGUAAGCAAAGUGCCGUGGAGAAGGCUUUCCCAUUCUGGCUAUGGAUCGAGGGAAUCCUGGACCUGAUCAAACGUCACCUCCUCGCCCAGUGGAACGAUGGCUCCAUCAUGGGCUUCAUCAGUAAGGAGCGGGAAAAGCACCUGCUCAGUGACAAGUGUCCUGGGACGUUCCUCCUGCGCUUCAGUGAGAGCAGCAGAGAGGGCGCUAUCACAUUCACCUGGAUCGAACAUGAUGUACACGGAAAGCCCAUGUACCGUUCAGUGGAGCCGUACACAAAGAAGGAGCUGUUUGCAGUGACUCUACCUGACAUCAUCCGCACGUACAAGGUGAUGGCCGUGGAGAACAUCCCCGAGAACCCCCUGCGCUUCCUCUACCCCAACAUCCCCAAAGACAAGGCCUUUGGGAAGUACUACAGCAAGCCCACCGAGACUCAAGAGCCCAUGGAUGUAGAGAACACUGAGAAGAGUGGCUACAUGAAGACAGAGCUCAUAUCUGUGUCUGAAGUACAUCCAUCCAGAAUGCAGGACAACAUGAUGCCCAUGUCCCCAGACGACUUCAGGGUCCUGGAGCAGGUAGUGGGCCAUAGGGACAUCGACGCUUUCGCCAACAACCUCCUUGGAUAUGGGGAGUUUGACGUUCAGAUGAGCGCCGAAUUUCAGGACGAAAACUGAGCUCUGUCUGGAUAUUUUGGACUAAAUACGUCAAACACCUGGGCCUCACAUAUAUUGUGUUGUCGGAGGUGGAUGGUAAACUACAUGGACCAUGAUCCUUUGCUCCAUUUCAGUGUGACCAGUAUAUAUAAAAAAUGCUGCUUACCAUGUUUUAGAUGCGAUUUUAAAAUAUGAAAGUAAUGAUUUCACAAAAGGUUAUACUGUGAAUCACCCUUACAGGGGGAUUAACAAUAGCACCAUGUAAAUAGAGUACUUAUUUUGAAGCAUAAUGAGUCAUAUUUAUAUACAUUUUCACCAUAAAGACUACUGUACUGUACUCACUACUAUAAUUAAAAGUGCCCACGGUCUCUCAGGAAACCAGUGGUGUUGAAAAGUUGUACUCAAGUAAAGGUACAGUUGCACAGCUAAUAAUGCACACAAUUACUAGUACUGCUGCCAAAAGUAAAAGUGAAAAAAAUACAGUCCUGGCCAAUCAGAGCAGGCGAUGCAGUGUUUUUCUGUGUGUUUGUCGCUAUGAAAAGGAGCAUGUACAGAAGGGGCAAUUGGGAACUCAGUAACUUGUAUAAUUUAUAAUAUAACUCAUUACAAUUAUAUGUUUAAAAUUAUACCCAGUUACAAGUACAAGUACCAAGGUUGAAAAAUGUACUCAUAAAAGUACAAUUACCUAGAAAGUCUACUCAAUAGGCUCUGUGCACGGCGGCACGCUAGCUAGCUCAGUGUGUCUCAAAGCUAACAGUCACUUUCAUUAAAAUCAGAAAAAAUAAAAUAAACAACCUAUUAAAAUUCAAAUCAAAUUAGUUUUAUAUGGAGAAUAGUUUUUAAAAGUUUGUGGAGUUUUAAUAUUUUUAUGUCUCAAAAUGAGCAUUAGCGUUAGCAUUGAGACACAAACAUCUGUUUCUAAACAAAGAAGAGUCCUCUGUAAUAAAUUUUAUUUGUGUAGUUUUUAACAUGUU
Messenger RNA from Periophthalmus magnuspinnatus, 3361 nucleotides. It is a transcript of the gene stat1a, whose product is annotated as signal transducer and activator of transcription 1a. The record is from RefSeq and is a predicted model, not a curated record. Gene Ontology annotation, molecular function: RNA polymerase II cis-regulatory region sequence-specific DNA binding; DNA-binding transcription factor activity, RNA polymerase II-specific. The coding region runs from base 117 to 2408 and encodes 763 amino acids. Gene Ontology annotation, biological process: defense response; regulation of cell population proliferation; cell surface receptor signaling pathway via JAK-STAT. The transcript is spliced from 25 exons. NCBI's taxonomy places the organism in Eukaryota, Metazoa, Chordata, Actinopteri, Gobiiformes, Gobiidae.